UGUCAUAUUUCCUUGCCUGUCACUGGACAAUCAAACGAAACGGCCAGACCUGUGUAGUUACAGAAGCUGGACAAGCUCUGAACGCGGCAUGUCUCUGUGGCGUUGGUGCGUCUCGGCGCGAUACCACGGCGCCAGCUCCAGGUCAGCGGUGGACGCGCUCUGCAAAGCAGGCUGGAGAGCAUCAAGUGGAGCUGCCAAGGACCGAGAGCCUCUGAAGAAACCAAACACCCCUCAAGGCCGCUUUGACCAAUCUGAGAAAGUGGACGAUGUGUUACAAAAGUUUCCUGAGGAUGUAAACCCCAUCACCAAGGAGAAGGGAGGCCCCCGUGGCCCAGAGCCCACCCGCUACGGGGACUGGGAGCGGAAAGGCCGCUGUGUGGACUUUUAAGUAGCCAGCCUUGUGUAAUGGCAUCCUACAGUGUCUGAUACGAGAGGAGCCAUUCUUACGACCGCCUUGCAGCUUCUGUGUGAGUUUCGACCAAGCUGCAGCUACAGUCUACACUGCGGUGAGGACCGAACUCCGACCGAACUAAUGGGCCUGAACUGUGGCUG
This is a messenger RNA of Boleophthalmus pectinirostris (great blue-spotted mudskipper), 552 nucleotides long. It is a transcript of the gene sdhaf4, whose product is annotated as succinate dehydrogenase complex assembly factor 4. Gene Ontology annotation, biological process: mitochondrial respiratory chain complex II assembly. The transcript is spliced from 4 exons. Gene Ontology annotation, cellular component: mitochondrion. The record is from RefSeq and is a predicted model, not a curated record. Bases 89 to 388 code for a protein of 99 amino acids. Lineage: Eukaryota; Metazoa; Chordata; Actinopteri; Gobiiformes; Gobiidae.